Dendronephthya gigantea is the source of this 2420-nucleotide messenger RNA. Its product is annotated as tRNA methyltransferase 10 homolog A-like. Gene Ontology annotation, molecular function: tRNA binding. Gene Ontology annotation, biological process: tRNA N1-guanine methylation. NCBI's taxonomy places the organism in Eukaryota, Metazoa, Cnidaria, Anthozoa, Malacalcyonacea, Nephtheidae. The transcript is spliced from 9 exons. The record is from RefSeq and is a predicted model, not a curated record. The coding region runs from base 120 to 1019 and encodes 299 amino acids. Gene Ontology annotation, cellular component: nucleus; nucleoplasm.
UGAUUCAUUUGAUUGUGAUUUUCAAAUAAUCAAAUGUCUGAAAGAUCAUAGUGUCAAAGAUGGCAUUAUUUGCUCGCGAGAACAUUUAAAGUUCAUGUUCGGCCUUUUAAAAAGAAAUCAUGGCAGAAUUCGCCGGCCUGGAUAACGGAUCGAAACAUACAGAGAAAGAUAAUAGACCAGACCUCGGUACGAACCAAGAAAUUAAACCAAUUGCGACUCCCGAUGUUCAGGCAGAAGAAACUUUGUCGAAGAGGAAACGAAAGCGCCUGCUCAAACAUCAACAAUGGCUGCAGAGGAAAGAAAAGAAAAAGUUGGAAAGGAAGGAGAGGUUAAAAAAAGCUAAAGAAGAAGGGUUACCAGGACCUAAGUCAAGGUCUUCAAGACGGAAAGGGAUCAAGAAAAUGGAUUGUGAUGAGGCUUUACCUGUGAGGAUUGUCAUUGACAUGUCAUUUGAAGCCUUCAUGGAUGACACUUCAAUUAAGAAGCUUUUAAAACAAGUGAAAUCCUGCUAUGCUUUGAAUAGGAAAGCCCCUAACCCUGUACAGCUUUAUUUAACCAGUUUUGCGGGUAAUAUCCAAUCGAUUACCGAGGAAAUCUACAAAGAAUACAAAAAUUGGGAUAUUCACGUUCAAAGUAAAGGAUACCUUGAUGUCUUCAAGAAAGACGAUGUUGUCUAUCUUACAUCAGACUCCGAUAACGUUUUAAAAGACAUUGACCUGACGAAAGCCUACAUUAUCGGCGGUCUUGUGGAUCAUAACCAUCACAAAGGAUUGUGUCAUAAAAUUGCUGUGGAAAAUCACGUUAAUCAUGCACAGUUACCAAUCGGUAACUUCGUCAAAUUGCAGUCUAGAAAUGUACUGACAGUUAAUCAUGUGUUUGAAAUCAUGCUCAAGUAUCUUGAAACGAAAGACUGGCAACGUUCUUUUUAUGACGUCAUUCCUAAACGCAAAGGAAUUUCUUUGGUAAAUGUGGACAAUGAGGAACGCGAGGAACAAGUGGGUGAAAAUGUUGUAGAGUAGGGUGAAUCAAGCGCGCACAUACAAUUGGUUGUGUUUAGAUAACGGGUGGUUUUUGUGUGGAAAUUGGACACUCGAUCGUGCCAGUGCAUCUAGUCUUUUGGGUUCAAAGUGAAUGUUUUGCGUAAUGCGUAUCUCAUCUUUGUCCAGGUUGAAUUCCUGUUGCUCCUAUAUAUUUUAUGAAGAGCUUUUCAAAGCUCUAACGAUGGCAUAUUUGCGAGCUUUGUACCGAGGGCGGAUUAUCAAGGCACCAUUUUUGCUGCGCUUUUCGGUCGUGGAUCGUGUUUACCAGUGUGAAGACUUGGUUUAACUAACAAAGUGUGUUUACCCUUGACAAACUUUUGCACAAUGUGGGUAAACAUCUACUCGUGUUCAGUCGCUUAUCAUGUGAUUCAUGUCAGAGAACCUAUAUAAUGCAUAAGAAAGACAACGGGUUGCGUAAAAUUAAAGUUAUACACAUGCUAAACGAGUUUGCCUGUUCACUAUAAACGAACGCUGAAGACUAAACAAGACUUAGGAGAACCACAAUCUUAAGAAGCUAUACUUAUAGUGCAGCAGACCUUCGCAGAGGGUUCUAGUGCCACUUUCUAAGCUCGCGUGAUGCUUAUUAUUCGAGAAUAUUGGGCAUAAAUAAACGAAGAUUAAAUUUAGAUGUAAUAAACCCUUCGAUUAAGCAUUAUUUUCCUAAAAAAGCAGAUCCAAAAGUUGAAAUGCGUGUCCUUUCCAAUGCUCUAGGACAUGCAGAUGCGGGCCAAAAAUUCUCAAGUCACAGUCUUGAGUACUUUGCACUGACAAAAAUAAUCGCUUUAUUGAACAUGAGGUCGAAUUUUUGAAACGCAUGUCAAUUUACUUCCUAUUAAUUUUCUUAAUUUAGAUUCUAAAGGCUAUAAAAGCAGCAUAAAUUAACGGAAAAUUAAAUUUUGAAUAUGGAAAUAAAUCUUGUUUCCAUGUCUCACGUCGAACUGACUUAACAUACUCAAUUUUACAAAUGUCCCAUGAAUGUAUAUACACAAAUAAAUUCAGGAGCUGUCCAGCCAUCAUAUUGUUUUAAAUCAUAGCUAUAUAUCUAUUAAUUUUAUCAAUUUUAUUUAGAGCUUAUUGAGGAAAUGUUUCCGCGAUAUUAAUUUCCUUCAAAGCACAGCUAUAUCUAAAUCUAAUCAUUUCGUCAAUCAUUUUCACACUUUAUUUAGGAAAUGUUCCCGCCAUGUUUGUUUUAAAACUUUAAAUCAUAGACAUGAAUAAAAUGGUCACAAAUUUAGGAAAUGAUUUUUAGUAUAGAUAAUAAUAAAUCACAUCAUUCAGCGGGCAAAAUAUAGUGAGAUAAAAUAAAAAUCCAAGUCUGUAUUUAGGUCGUAAUAAAUUACAUCAUUCAGCACAUGUACAAUAAAAUUUCCUAUAAAGUAU